CGCCGCUCAGUUGAUCAGAGUCACUCGAACGCGCCGCUGCUCAGCGAUUCGGAAUUGGCGCGAAACAGUAUAAAUUGUAUUAAAAGUUCGACUACAAGCUUUGCACACAUAUCGUAUAUAGUAUAGACGCUCAAAUAUUCACGAGCUGCAUCGGUUUAGUCGGCCUUUAAAAAUGCUCAUGAUGUGAUGUUUGCUGAGAGCUGUGCCCAGUCAGCAGAUCUGCCAUAAUGUGCCACCCAAUCUGCUAAAUAGGAAGGCCAACACAUAACGCUCAGAGAUCCAGGGAAAAAAUCAAUCUGGUUACGUGACUGUUGCGAUAGUUCGCCAUGCAUUUCGGCAAUGAAACGGAAAUGAGCCAAUGUCCCAAUGCGAAACGCAGAGUAACCGAUCCAUUGUCUGGCCCAAAAAACUGCAGCACUUCGUCCACCGACUCGGGUGUCAUACUGAACGAUAAUGCGGCGACAUUUCGCCCGGAGACGGAGACCAAAGAUCGGGGGACGGACAAAGGGCAGUCCCAAUCGAAGUCGGAAGAGAAAACGGAACCCAAGCGUAUCAGCGUUGAGCACACUGUCCAUAUAACAAACGAAAAUGCUGGAAAGACAUCUUCGCCGGCGGUUUCCAUACGGAGCACCACCAUUUCCGUUGUGUCCAUCGAUGAUAAUGCCAUCGAUUCCAGUAGUAUUGCUAGUGAUUCGGAGGCCGAAGCGGAGGAUUAUACCGUCCAGAAGCUGGGUCACCAGGUCACCUACCCGCCCAACAGUUCCCACCUGCGUGACCUCAACCACGGUCUAACGGUGGUCAGUCGCCAUGUGGCGCCAGCUGAGGCGGCAGCCCCGCCUCCCAAUCCCCUGGAAGCUGGCGUUGUGGCCAAGCAAAUACUGAACGGAAAUCUGGCCCUGGCCACGCCCACCUCGGCGCCGGGCGGUGCCACCCAGGGCAUUGGGAGCAUCGCGCUGACCAACUCCACGGAUGUGACCUUCGGUGAUAAGCACUUUUACGAGGGACCCGUGACGAUACAACAGUUUCUCAUCGACAACCGGGACAAGUGGAAACCGGGCGAGGGACCAGCCGGUGGACAGGAUAACCCCGCCUUUAAUGGUGCCGCCACCACGAAUGGAAGUGCGACGGGUUCCAAACAUGACGAUCCGGCGCAAACACCGCCCCUUUGUCCCUUUUUGCCCAACACUGUUGGGCGCAAGGCCGUCACAAUUACAGUGAUUUUCGUAACUCUAACCUUCCUGCUGGGCAUCGUACUGGCCACCACCACAAAUCUCUUCGGCAAGACGUUGAACCAAAGUAAGAUCAAAGAUGAGGACGAGUAUACGCAAAAUAUUCCAAUCAAUUCAACAAUAGAUCUGGACAACAUUGGUGGUGGAUUAAUACUGAGGUUCGUGGAGCGCCAGCAAUGGCUGGCACAGCCGCCACAGAGGGAGAUUCCAGAUCUGGAGCUGCCCGUGAGACUGGUCAUAGCCUUGCCCACCAACUCGGAAAACUGCAGCACCCAGGCGGAGUGUGUGCGUCCAGUUCGACUGCUACAGUCCUUCUUCAUAGAAUCGUUGCAGAAGUCGGAUAUUGCCUACAACUUUCUGAUUGGCGGCGAUGGAAAUGUAUAUGUGGGUCGCGGCUGGGACAAAGUGGGCGCCCACAUGAACAACUCCUUCUUUGACUCCAGGAGUCUAAGCUUCGCCUAUAUCGGAUCCUUUAAGACGCUGCAGCCGUCGGAGAAGCAACUCAGUGUCACUCGUCUCCUGCUGGCACGUGGCGUGAAGCUGGGCAAGAUUGCACCCGACUAUCGAUUUACGGCGAGCAGUAAAUUGAUGCCAACUGUUACCGAUUUUAAGGCGGAUGCGCUGUACAAAAGUUUCGCCAACUGGACUCAUUGGUCGUGAAUAGGUUAAGUUAUGCGCCGCAUCGAUAUUUUUUUAAACUAUCAGUCAUUUUUGUAUUGAUAUUGUAUCAUAGGUGUUCUCGCUUUAAUGUGUGGCAUAUUCGAUUAAGCUAGAAUAAUAGCGGCGAGUUUCGGGGCUUCCCCGAUUAUUAGAAUGUUUUUCAUUGCUUUCGCUUUUUAGUUUUUAUUGAGAGAAAAAUGUAUAUUGUUAUAAACAAAGGACGAUGAAUAAAUAUUAGAGAUGAAGAAA
Molecule: messenger RNA, 2138 nt
Organism: Drosophila yakuba
Lineage: Eukaryota; Metazoa; Arthropoda; Insecta; Diptera; Drosophilidae
Gene: PGRP-LC
Product: peptidoglycan-recognition protein LC
Exons: 4
Coding region: 327-1889 (520 amino acids)
Biological process (GO): peptidoglycan catabolic process
Molecular function (GO): N-acetylmuramoyl-L-alanine amidase activity; zinc ion binding
Source: RefSeq, a predicted model, not a curated record